Molecule: messenger RNA, 1288 nt
Organism: Chelmon rostratus (copperband butterflyfish)
Lineage: Eukaryota; Metazoa; Chordata; Actinopteri; Chaetodontiformes; Chaetodontidae
Gene: tnnt2d
Product: troponin T2d, cardiac
Exons: 13
Coding region: 15-860 (281 amino acids)
Biological process (GO): cardiac muscle contraction; regulation of muscle contraction; sarcomere organization
Cellular component (GO): troponin complex
Molecular function (GO): troponin I binding; troponin C binding; tropomyosin binding
Source: RefSeq, a predicted model, not a curated record
ACUAUGUAUCCUUGAUGCUCAACCUGUUGGUGAACUUCAAGGAGCUGAAGUCUGUCGCUCGUCUCUGUCUGGGUCACAGGCUAAUCGGGAUCCAUUUUGCAGAGCUCAUCCAUAACAAAAUGUCGGACACAGAAGAAGUCAUGGACGAGGAAGUCCAGGAGGAAGAAGCACAAGAGGAGGCAACAGAUGAGUCAAAGCCGAAGCCGAAGUUUAUGUCAAAUAUUUCCGCUCCAAAGAUCCCUGAUGGUGAAAAAGUGGAUUUUGAUGACAUCCACAGGAAGCGUCAGGAGAAGGAUCUGUCUGAGCUGCAGUCUCUGAUCGAGGCUCACUUCAUCCAGAGGAAGAAGGAGGAGGAGGAGCUCAUCGCCCUCGUUAACAGAAUUGAGAAACGUCGUGCUGAGAGAGCAGAGCAGCAAAGGAUCCGGGCAGAGAGAGAGAAGGAGAGGCAGGCCAGACUGGCGGAGGAGAAGGAGCGGAAAGAGCUGGAGGAGCAGCGUAAGAAGCACGAUGAGGACGCCAAGAAGAAGAAGGCGCUUUCAAACAUGACCCAGCAGUACAGUGCUGGACAAAAGAGUGAGAACCGAAGAGGAGGCAAGAAACAAACUGAGAGGGAGAAGAAGAAGAAGAUCCUGGCCGACCGCAGGAAGCCUCUCAACGUUGAUCACCUGAAUGAGGAUAAACUCAAGGAGAAGGCCAAUGAGCUGUGGCAGUGGCUGAUGGGGCUGGAGGCCGAGAAGUUUGAUCUCAGCGAGAAACUCAAAAGACAGAAGUACGAUAUUAACCAGCUUCUCUGCCGAGUCCAGGACCACCAGAGCGCCAAAGGUCGUGGCAAGGGCAAGAUGGGUGGCCGGCUGAGGUAAAGGGCCAGCCAGACAGGGGCGAGGCAGACCGAGAAACCAGUGAUUGGUCCACGUGUCUGUUAUGUGUGUAUUCAUUGUUCUGUUGUGUUGGGUUACAUGUCAAUCAUCAUGAUAUCAAAACAAUAAAUAAGUCACUAAAUCCACUCUGCUGCCUCUCUGCAAACUAUGCUGGGUGUCUGUUUCUGUGUUAUUCAGUCCAACACACAACAUAUUUAUACAAAAACACAAGCAGCUGCAAUCAUUCAGCAAAAGCUCACUGAAUGUAUUCAAACCUCGAACCUUUAUAAAAAUUUAUAAGAAAGCUUGUUGAAUAAGGACAUGUCAACAGAGACAAAUGUGGGUGUGAUGAAGAAUAGUUCAGUGUCUACAGAAAGAUAAUGCUGUGUGUGUAAAAAUGGUAUUUUCCCAAUAAAAAUAUCUAUUUCUUU